Messenger RNA from Oryza brachyantha (malo sina), 1047 nucleotides. Its product is annotated as PHD finger protein ALFIN-LIKE 3. Gene Ontology annotation, biological process: regulation of DNA-templated transcription. Gene Ontology annotation, cellular component: nucleus. Gene Ontology annotation, molecular function: transcription cis-regulatory region binding; histone binding; transcription coregulator activity. Bases 60 to 806 code for a protein of 248 amino acids. The transcript is spliced from 5 exons. The record is from RefSeq and is a predicted model, not a curated record. NCBI's taxonomy places the organism in Eukaryota, Viridiplantae, Streptophyta, Magnoliopsida, Poales, Poaceae.
CCGGUGAACCGCGGCCGGAAGAGGGGGGGUGGGGGUUAAGAAGCGCGCGCCGCCGGUUGAUGGAGAUGGCCCCCGCGCUGCAGGCUGCGCCGUCCAGCAACCCGCGCACCGUGGAGGACAUCUUCAAGGACUACUCCGCGCGGCGCGGCGCGCUCGUCCGCGCGCUCACCUCCGAUGUGGACGAGUUCUUCGGGCUGUGCGACCCAGAUAAGGAGAAUUUGUGCCUGUACGGCCUCCCCAACGGGAACUGGGAGGUGGCGCUGCCGGCGGAGGAGGUGCCGCCGGAGCUGCCCGAGCCGGCGCUAGGCAUCAACUUCGCACGCGACGGGAUGAACCGCCGAGACUGGCUCUCCCUCGUCGCCGUCCACUCGGAUUCGUGGCUCGUCUCCGUCGCCUUCUUCUUCGCCGCGCGACUCAACGGAAACGAACGGAAGCGAUUGUUCAACAUGAUCAAUGAUCUACCUACCGUAUAUGAAGCGUUGAUUGACAGGAAGCAUGUCAGAGAUAGGUCUGGUGUUGAUAGCAGUGGAAAAUCCAAACAUUCUACUAAGAGAACAAGCGAAGGGCAGGUGAAGCGCUCCAGGGUAGUUGCAGAAGAGUACGAGGAGGACGAAGAACACAACGAAACCUUCUGCGGAACUUGCGGCGGUCUCUACAACGCGAGUGAGUUCUGGAUUGGGUGCGAUAUCUGUGAGCGGUGGUUCCACGGCAAAUGCGUCAGGAUAACCCCAGCUAAGGCGGAACACAUCAAGCGCUACAAGUGCCCUGAUUGCAGCAGCUCCUCCUCCAAGAAGACCAGACUAUAGGUUAAUUCUGGUGUGCAAUCUCCUCUGACCAAUCUGAUCAAACGACCAAUCUGUCCUGCCACUAGAAAGAAAAAAAAAACGGUGAACCCUGUCCAAAUCCGACGUCGUAGCUUAGCACCUGUGAAGUUAUCUAGCCAUUGUGCUGUGUGAUAGAUGAGAUGCUGAGGCAAAAGAGUGAACUCAAAAGACGGGAAAACUUAUUUGAUCCUAGCUUUGUUUUAUAAAUGCUUUCUUCAUUGUC